AUGUCAGAAAAAAAACAGUGGAUGAAGAAGCAGCUGAACGACAAGGCAAAGCACAUUGCUGGCAAGCUCAACGACAUGCUGACGACCGGUGUCUCGCUUCAGGCCCUCCUCACGGCCAUGCAGUACGUGCCUAGCCUCAUCAGCCACCUCUACACGCUGCCCCCAAGUCUCACGUCGGGCUUGUCCGAGCUCUUGAACCGUGCUUGCAAGGACACCUUUGUCAAAGCCUUUUUUGCCAAGGUAAACCUGUCUGCACCGGCUGGAGCUGAAGGUCAUGACGUUACGCUGGAACAGCUCCUGGAGGCUCGCCUCUUCACACGGGCCAACACCGGGGGCUUUGGCCUGCACGACUUGGUUGAGCGCGGUCCGGUGGCUUAUGUCUGCAACAUGGCCAAGCUGGCCACUCGCUACCCUCGGGUCUACGAUCGACUUUUGGAGGAUGAAUCGAGGGCUGCUGACUUUGAGAACCACGUGCAGCGAGCCGGCUUCCAGAUGGCCACGGUCAAGGACGCGGCGACCCAGCGACCAGCUGAGAUCAUUGCCCUCCGCUCCAAGGCGGCACUGGACGACCUGAUGGCCAAGUGCGCGCUGGACCUGCAGCAGGCAUAUCUGGCCUCACGCGAGUGGGGCGUCAGCACUGUCUUGACCAUGCGCGGGCGAGACAAGUUGCGUCGCUUGAGCGACACGACCUUUGCCAUUGCGGUCGUGUCCAUGAUAAUAAAUAAUAAAUUAGCCCAACCCCCGACCACCUCGCAAGCCUGCAUCAAGGUGGGCGCUGCCCUUCGCCGAGCCGAAAAGGAGAAGCGCGACUACUACACCGGUUUCAACCAUGGAAAAACUCUGAUCGUCCCUGCGGCGAUGACGACAACCGGUGGGUUCGCCUCCUCCUUUGUGGAUCUGCUUGGUCAGCUCGCCCGCUGCGCCGAGGCCCGUGGUGUGUACCAGCCGGGGCUGGAUGAGGCGUUUGUUCCUCGAUGGAAGGGUCGCUUUGCGGCGCUGGUCCAUCAGAUGAACGCUGACCACAUCCAGCGCCACUUUGGCGGUGUCUGCCUGCGCUCGUCGUAG
Molecule: messenger RNA, 1065 nt
Organism: Monosiga brevicollis MX1
Lineage: Eukaryota; Choanoflagellata; Craspedida; Salpingoecidae
Exons: 2
Coding region: 1-1065 (354 amino acids)
Biological process (GO): endonucleolytic cleavage in ITS1 to separate SSU-rRNA from 5.8S rRNA and LSU-rRNA from tricistronic rRNA transcript (SSU-rRNA, 5.8S rRNA, LSU-rRNA); ribosomal large subunit export from nucleus; ribosome biogenesis
Cellular component (GO): nucleolus; nucleus; preribosome, large subunit precursor
Molecular function (GO): protein binding
Source: RefSeq, a predicted model, not a curated record